Sarcophilus harrisii (Tasmanian devil) is the source of this 4185-nucleotide messenger RNA. It is a transcript of the gene WNT9A, whose product is annotated as Wnt family member 9A. Gene Ontology annotation, biological process: neuron differentiation; canonical Wnt signaling pathway; multicellular organism development. NCBI's taxonomy places the organism in Eukaryota, Metazoa, Chordata, Mammalia, Dasyuromorphia, Dasyuridae. The record is from RefSeq and is a predicted model, not a curated record. Gene Ontology annotation, molecular function: frizzled binding; cytokine activity. Gene Ontology annotation, cellular component: extracellular region. The transcript is spliced from 4 exons. The coding region runs from base 130 to 1236 and encodes 368 amino acids.
CCGGCGGCUCCGCUCCCUCGCUCCCCCGGCGCUCGCGGGCGCUAUAAGAAGGCGGCCCCGAGCCGGGCGAGCUCUUACCGAGACCUGCGGGGGGAGCGAGAUGGUCAGCCCCCGAGCCGCAGCCGCAAGAUGCUGGCUGGACAAGUCGUGGUGGGCUGGCUCUCUUCCUCCUCCUUCGCGCUGAUGGUGCUUUUCGGCUCCCUCCGCCCCUCGGCCGCCUACUUCGGGCUGACAGGCAGUGAGCCCCUGACCAUCCUCCCGCUGACCACAGAAAUGGAGGAGGCUGCCACAAAGGCCCACUACAAGGUGUGUGACCGGCUCAAGCUGGAAAAGAAGCAGAGACGCAUGUGCCGGCGGGAUCCGGGUGUGGCUGAGACCCUCAUGGAGGCCAUCAGCAUGAGCGCCCUCGAGUGCCAGUACCAGUUCCGCUUUGAGCGCUGGAACUGCACUCUGGAGGGUCGCUAUCGGGCCAGCCUGCUGAAGAGAGGCUUCAAGGAGACCGCCUUCCUAUAUGCCAUCUCUUCAGCUGGCCUGACCCACGCCCUGGCUAAAGCGUGCAGCGCUGGGCGCCUGGAGCGCUGCACCUGUGACGAGGCGCCAGACCUGGAGAACCGGGAAGCCUGGCAGUGGGGCGGCUGCGGGGACAACCUCAAGUACAGCAACAAGUUUGUCAAAGAGUUCCUGGGGAAGAAGUCCAGCAAAGACCUACGCGCCCGGGUGGACUUCCACAACAAUCUGGUGGGGAUGAAGGUGAUCAAGGCUGGUGUGGAGACCACCUGCAAAUGCCAUGGGGUCUCGGGCUCCUGCACCGUCCGCACCUGCUGGCGCCAGCUCUCCCCAUUCCACGAGGUGGGCAAACAGCUGAAGCAGAAAUACGAGUCCUCCCUCAAGGUGGGGAGCACCACCAACGAGGCAACGGGCGAGGCCGGAGACAUCCCGCCUCCGCGCAGGGCGCUGGGCUCUUCCGGGCCCGGCACCGACCCUCUCCCGCGCACCCCCGACCUCGUGCACUUGGAUGACUCCCCCAGCUUCUGCCUGGCGAGCCGGUUCUCUCCGGGCACAGCUGGCCGGAAGUGUUACAAGGACAAGAAUUGUGAGAGCAUGUGCUGCGGCCGUGGGCACAACACGCAGAGCCGGGUGGUGACUCGGCCCUGCCAGUGCCAGGUGCGCUGGUGCUGCUAUGUGGAGUGCAAGCAGUGCACCCAAAGGGAGGAGGUCUACACCUGCAAAGACUGACCGCCCUCGCGGCCGCCUUCUCCUCCCCCUCUGGGGCUGGGGUGGGGAGGGGGGGACACACUCCGCUCCAGCUCUGCCCUCGAGACCGACACACAGGGUUUGACAGGGGCGGCUCUUGGAUUCAGAAGGCAAUGUUGACGAUGUAAGCACUUUUGUGUGUGUGAGUAUGUGUGUGUGCGCAUGUGUGGUUGUGUGUUCGUGUGCGCGGUUGUGUGUUCGUGCGUGUGUGCGCGCAGGAUGCUGGUGGGGCGACCUAGCUGUUUGACCUUCAAACCCUUCCCCAUCUCCCUCCCUUCCCCUCCACACCAACGUUUGACUCUGGGACCCCAGCUGCCAGCCAUUCUGAAGUAUUCCAACAGAUCUCCGUCCCUCCCCUCCCCGGUUUCAGGCGUUUUCUCCCAUCUCUUAACUUGCUAUUUCCCAAACCCGAGGCAAGAAAUCCAGGAUGUGUGUGGGAUUCCCCUCUCCAUUCCUGCGCUCUCUUCUCCAGUCCCUCUUUGAUUAGGACUGAGGGAACCGAGAGGAAGAGGAGAGAAUCUGAUAAUGUCUCCUUUUUUUGGAGACCAGAGUGGAGGAGGGCAGCUACAGGUCUUAUUAAAGCCAGUGCUGCCCAAGGACAAGGAAACAGAAUUUUUAAGCUGGAAGGGACUGUAGAGCCCAGCCUCCUAUUGCCUCAGGACUUGAGUAACUGGAUUUUCCUCACAGUCUCAGUAGUAGCAGUGAGGGAAAUACAACCUGGACGAUGGGCUCAUUAUUGGAGAUGGAGAUUUCUCACCCAAUGGAUAGGAAACACUUUCUAAUGAUGAGAGAUACCCUAAUGUGGAAUGGGCUUUUUGAGCAGGAAGAGUUCUCCUUUGAUGGAGCUCAUCUGUGGCCAUUUUUUGGAGGAUCCUGUUUCCAGGAUUCAUGCUUUCUGUACAGGUUAAUCUCGCUGGCUGAGUUCCUAUCCAGCUUAAAGGUUUUGUGAUCCUGUCUUAUGGCUUUCUGUUUUAGGGUUCUCCCCUCAGUUCCUCACCAACAGGGGUGAUAGAACAGGGGAAGACUUCAGAAACCCCCAAGAGACAGGAGUCUAGAGAAGGAAGGCUCAUGACUCGCCCAUCUGGUUCCCUAAGCCCUCCCCCCCUCCUUCCAGCACUAUCACUGACUUUGGAAAGCAAGACCACUAGAAAGCUGUCUUUGGAGUCUUUGUCUGAAUCAGGGAAUUGGACGCUUGGCCCCUGUUCCUUCCCAGUUCCUGUUCUACCAAGGGGUUGAGUUAAUUGGAUUUUUCCCUUCCCUUCUUUUCUAGAAGGACACCAGGCACUUCUCUUCUAGUUAGAACAAAUGUCAGUGAUUAUUUUUUGUUGUCACUUGUUAUUAAUAUUAUUAUUAAUUAUUAUUAUUCCCUAUCCCUUGCGCAUCUUGUCUCAUAUUUGCGCACAUUUCCUACUUCUGAAGGGGCGGGCAGAGCCGGAGGAGAAGCAGUAAGAGCCUCGAAUUUGGAUGAGGGGAUUGUACCCGUCUGGCCUUUAUCCAUUGACCAUCCAGCCAAGUGGUGUAGCUGGCCCACCCCCUGCCUCUUGGUUUGCCCUGCUCCCUUCUUCUUCCCUUGACUCUGCUUUGUAUUGUGUUUUUUUUUUCUUUCUAGAAACCACUAAAUUGAAGAAUUUUUUUCAAACAAAACAAAAAGAUAUAAACAUAUACACAUACACAAACACACACACAACUGUCCCUGUCCGUUGAAUAACUGGGAUGCUGAAGCCCAGUGCCCUCUCUGCCUGAGUUGAGAGGGUGACAUCAUGAGGACUGGCCCUCCCCCCUAAAAAAAAUCCAUGCUUCUAAAGCUGUGAAGUAGAAUCCAACACCCACCAUGUCCUCCUAGAAACCCUUGAGUGCACUGGGAUUCAAAGAGACACAUAGUGCUUUAACUUUGUUCCUUCCCCCGGGGAUAUCAUGAGCUGUUGGCCCAUGGCCCGAGGUUCCCAGUGUAGUGAAGCAGUGAUAACCAGGUCGAUCCUUUGGAUUUGUUCUGUUUUAUCUUUCCCUAAGACUGGAAGAUUUGGCUGAGUUUCCUUUGACUGGAUUCUCCUGAACUUGGCCUUGAAGGGAUGAGGGGACGAGGGCUUGGAGAAAAGGGGUUAAUUCACACGUGGCCCCUACUCCCUGUUGUGUUUCCACUGCAGGGUUGGGGGGUGGGAAAAGAAAUUGGGGUGAAGUUAUCUAAGAUUGGUGGGGAAUUGGAGAGAGAAGACAUUCUCUUAGGUUUGGAUCAUAUGAAGUGCAUACUAUUUUGGGGGGUGUUUGGGAAGCAGAAGGGUGGGGUCGGGGAGACAAAGGACUUGGAAUGCCCUGAGUUUUUGUGGUGGUUUUUUGGUGGCAAAUGAGCAUGGGGGAUGGCUUUUGGUCGAUAGAGGAGAAGGUAUAAUCAAUGAAGCCAUUUGUAAAAUACGAUCUUAUUGGUGCAACUGGAACAGGAUGGCGUAGGAAGGGCUGCCAUACUGGAGGUCACCCUCCCUGCCCUCCUCUGUUCUCAAGGCAACAUAUAUUUAUUGUCACAAACUUUCCCAAAGAAACUUCUGGUUUGAAUGUGGUAUCAAAGCUCUGCCUGUGUGUGCCUUUCCCUCUCUCAAUCUCUCCCAUGCAGAAGUCAGUCAACAAGCAUUUGUUAGGUGCCAGGUACUGUGCUAAGUGCAGGGGGGGUACAAAUAAAGGCAGAAUACAGCCCCUGCUCUCGAAGAUCCUUCAGCUGAAGUGAAGCCCUUUCUCUUGGGGGUAAGGAAGGCAGAUGAUACUUGGAUGGAGCCUGAUGGCUUUUGUCUGGAGAUCAUUCUUAGGUCAUAGAAUUUAGAGUUAUUCUGCUAUGCCUAUUGUGUGUUUUAGAGGUAAAGGAGCUGAAUGGGUAAUACAAUAGCUUGUGACAGUGUUUAUAUAUAUAUAUAUAUAUACAUAUAUAUAUAUAAAUAUAUGUAU